AUGAAGGUGACGGAGAGCGUUGGCGACUUGCGCACGCGAGCGGCUCUACGAACUAGUCUCACUGCCAGCGAGGCCAUAAACUACGGCCUUUUUCUGCCAGCGCAGGGCAGCAAAAAGGGCAAAUUCCUGGCAAAUGAGCGCCCCAUCGCUGACUAUCCGGCCCUUUAUCGCAACAAGAAGAAUACCCCUGUGGAUAACACUCAGUCAAACAGUCCGGACUCCGGACUGGGUCAGGAAAUCUGUUGGCUAGAGUACCAGAUCACCAUUGCCGGCAAAGACAAGGAAGACUGUAAUUGCCAUUUCUGGCACAUUAGCCGUCAUCAGUCAGUCAUACCCAAUCCCUGGUGGUGCACCACCCUUGGCUUGAGAGUGAGCCUCAAGGUAGAAAGACACGACGGAGUUCCGUUAGCGAUUGAUGAGCGUUCACCGAUGAAGGGUAGAUUCCUCGAUCACAGCUAG
This is a messenger RNA of Dibothriocephalus latus, 459 nucleotides long. Lineage: Eukaryota; Metazoa; Platyhelminthes; Cestoda; Diphyllobothriidea; Diphyllobothriidae. The record is from the annotation of a GenBank genome assembly.